CAACUUCUGCGCACCAAGACUCCAACAAUCUGGUUUGAUUCCAUGCUCCAACACCCUCCUCCCCUGCCCUCCCUUCCCACUCAGCUUAGGGGAACCCAGUCUCAUACGAAUCCACCGCCAAGCAAUCAGUCUUUGGUGAUUCACUGUGAUGGGUCGUUUGUUAGCGACUCCCAGUCGGCGGCAUAUGGUGUUGUGGUUGUUAACCACCAUGGACAAGUGUGUGAUGGAAGAGCUGAGAAUCUUCUUUGUUCCACCCCGAUUGAAGCGGAAACUAAGGCCCUUCUUGAAGGAGUGAAAUUAGCUCAAGAAUAUGGAUCCGAGUGUACGGUUCAUUCCGACUGUCAGGUGCUGGUGAAAGCUUUGGAUAGUGAUCGCUCUCGAUGGCCAUGGAGAUGUGCAGCAUGGAUCGGAUCGAUUGUUUCUAUUCUCCGAACAAACCCUCUCAUCAAAGUCAAAGAAGUGCCCAGAACACUUAGGGUCGUUUGGAUUGAGUAUUUGGGGGUGUUAUUUGGGGUCAAAUAACAGAUUUUGUGUUAUUUGACCCCAAAUAACAUGUUUGGCUGACAAAAAGUGAGAUGCGUUAUUUGGAUGUAAGUGUUUUGCCAAAUAACAGGUUUGAGACCAAAUAACACAAAAAGUGUUGUUUGCCAAAUACUUGGGAGGGGGCAGGUAUUUGCCAAAUAACAAGUUUGAGACCAAAUAUCACAUACCAAAUAACAGGUUUUAUAUUAUGUGGUAUUUGUGUGGUAAUUGACCCCAAACAACAAGUUUGUCAAAUACUCAAUCCAAACGACCCCUAAUGUUAGAGCAGAUUGGGUUGCACGAUCAAAAGCUCGAGCAUCACUUCCUGAUGAUUGGAUUAAUAUUCUUGAUCUCAUUUCUGAUCUUCUUUAAAGAUUGUAACCAAGUUUCUCGUCUUUCAUUUGUUUGGUGGAAUAAAAGUCGGUAAUCUUUGUAAAAAAAACAACUUUUUCCUUAGGGAUGGCAAAAAUAUCCGUAACCGUGGGUAUCCGCCCAAAUCCGGCCUAAUCGGGUAGGGUAAAACCCAAACCCGAAAGACAUUUAGUGGGUACGGAUAAAAUCCGAACCCGAAUAUUGUGGGUAAUGGGUGGGCAUGGGUUUCUCACUAUCCAACCCGAACCCGCCCGAUUAUACACAUGCAUAUGUAUUUUGACUAGAAAUAAUUAUUAUUUUUCUCUAACAUAUUUUAUAUUUAGCAUAUAAAUAUAAUAUUUUCAUGAAAUUGUGUAGUUUUAAUUAAUUUUCUUCAUUCUACUGAAUUAUUGUCGUACUUUUCCUCUUACGUAAUGUGAGAAUACGUGUGAAUGUUAACAUAUUGUUUGGAGUUAUGAAGAGAAAUUAUUACCCAUGGAUAACCGUGGAUACCCGAAACCCGAACGGGUAUGGGCAUGGUUUUAAUUUUCUACUCAUUUCACAUGUGGGUAUGGGUAUGGGUAUGGGUAAAACCCGAACUACUAUGGAUAGGGUAACGGAUAUGCACUAUCCGCGCCCGACCCGACCCAUUGUCAUCCCUAUUUUUCCUUCGCCGCGCUGACUUGCGGCCAGAGGAGAGGAGGUGAAGCCGCGGGAGAAUGGUUAUAGCUGUAGCGGUGCUAAUUCUGGGCGUCUUGUUCGGAGCCUUGUUUCUGAUUCCACGAAAAUCUGGUAAAAUCGUUUUGGGUUUCUUUCCUCAUGUAAUUCUUCAUUAGAUUUCCCAGUGGUUGAUCGACGAAAGUUUUUGAGUCUUUCAGCUGUCGCAGAAAAGAACCGAACAAAUGCCGCAGAUAGAAAGAAGGUGGGUUCUGAUUGUUACAAGCUAUUCGCAGCAUUUUUGCAAUGCUACGUCGAGAAUCUGAUUUUUGCACGUUUGUCUAAGCUCGUAGCCGCCAUUCAUUGGAUAGUGAGAGACUAAUGAAGUUGGAAUUUAGAUGAGAAUCCAUUUAUGAACAAAGUCCUGAUGCUCAAUUGGUUUUUCAAGGUGACACGGCUUGCCACUUCUUGGUUCUUAGUAAUGCCAUGAUUGUGUUCAAAUUUACCAGCAGCCAAGGUUAAUGUUGGCAACGCUUGGUUGCUUGUCUGGAGUGAAUAUGGGUUGAGGAGGGAUUUGGAAAACGUGAUACACCUAUGACUGCAUUUGUUGCAGACAGAUGACAGAUGCUACUAUGAACCCUUUGCUUUCUUGGAUCUUGAUUACAGCCGUCUACUUUAAAUUGUAGUUUGUUCGUGUGCUGGGUUUCAGACGCUGUGUUAUGCUAGUCAUGCUUAUAGUUCGGUCGAAGUCAUUGGUGUUCACUUAGCCACUGAAUAAGUUCCAUGCUUCUGGUUUUCUUAUUCUCAGGUAUACGGAGUGUACAGCAAAGCUGAGGUCGCCUUGCAUAACAAGAGAACUGAUUGUUGGAUCAUUGUGAAGAACAGGGUAUGGUAUUUCUCCCAGUUUAAUCCUCCAUACCAAUCAUUUAAAGCCGUUAAUACAAGCUUUCUGCAAGAUUUAUUUUCCUUAUGCCCUUUUUUGUGUUCUCCCUGCAGAUUUUUGACGUGACCUCGUAUGUAGAAGAACAUCCCGGUGGUGAUGCUAUUCUGACGAAUGCUGGAAGCGAUUCAACCGAAGGGUUUUAUGGGUAUGCUUGAUCUUCAUCCUCAACACUAGUUUAGCAGAGAUUGUCCCUAUUCAAUUUUUAGUUCAAAGAAUCAAGUGAGAAUUUGUUAACUACACUGUAUGCCAUUGCAAAUGCUUAAACCAAACUAGUUAAGAAUAGGCAGCAGAGAUUCAUUCUUAGGUUCUCAGUUCUUUCUCUGAGCUUCAGCUACUGUGUACAGACUACAGAGUGUCCGUGUUUUUGAAACAGAUUGUUAACCAUUUAGGAGUAGCUUAGCAGAAACUGAGUAUGUGGAAUCUGGGUAAAAUUAGAAUAAUCUUGAUCUAUGACAUUGUAGUUUUCCCUAUCCUUGGUGAUAAAUCAAAUUAGUUGGUCCAACUACAUUCGUGUUCUCUGAUUCUCUUUCUCGUUCUCGUUAUAGUAAACUACACAUGAUCAAAGAGGGGAACUGAGGAUGUUACAUAUGUUUCUCCAACUUGGAAUGUUUGAUUCCAUUCUGUUUCUUGACAUUGCAGGCCGCAGCAUCCUGGUGGGGCUUUUCAAUUGAUUGAGGACUACUGCAUUGGAGAGCUGGAGAAGUAGUUCAUAGCCUGGGGUUUGGCUUCAUCUAACACCACAUUAAGCACAUUCUAUUUGUAUCAACUUGAUUCUUCUUCUGGCCAUGCUGCUGAACUGCACUGCAGCGUUUUCGCACUGAGAAGAUAAUGAUCCAAUUACUUGAUUCCUCGAGUUGCAGCAUGUUAUGUCCUAUGCAUGAGUGAGGAGAUAAAGAUUCAGUUGUAGACUAGAACUCAGUCUGUCUUCUAGGUUCUCUAUUUCAGCAAGCAUUAUCACCUUAAACUUGUAUAGGAGAUUCUCUUAUUUAAGAAAUAUUUUGAAACGAU
Messenger RNA from Linum trigynum, 3481 nucleotides. The record is from the annotation of a GenBank genome assembly. Lineage: Eukaryota; Viridiplantae; Streptophyta; Magnoliopsida; Malpighiales; Linaceae.